UUUCUCUUUACUCUUUGGUUUUUGCCACCAUUUACUCGAUAAACAUAUACAGAAGAUGAAAAGCCAACAGUCUCUUCUUCCUCUAUAAAUUGACCGGCAAACAUUUACAGAAGAUGAAAAGCCACCAUUUACUCGAUAAACAUAUACAGAAGAUGAAAAGCCAACAGUCUCAUCUUUCUCUAUUAAUUGACCGACAAACAUUUACAGAAGAUGAAAAGCCAGCAGCCUCUUAUAAACCGACGACACCAUAUGUUACUCGGCAAAAUUGCUACUUGUUACAUCAUUGCUUUGAACAAUGGCUGAUGAAAAGAUUUGUAACAACAAGCUUCAAUAUGACAGCGAUGAGGUCGACGAUGAUGACGGCGACGAUGAUUGCAACGAAGACACCGGAAGCGAUUGCGGCCUUUUUCUGGAGAAGCUAUACAUAGGAUCAAGGAAGAAGCUUGUAAUCUUUAGCCUCAAUGGCUUGCUAGUCCACAGAGUUAUCCGCUACAACAGGGCAAAAAUUCCGAGCAAUCGUACUCCUGAUGGCACAUAUGGAAGCUAUCUAGUUUUUAGGAGACCAUUUUGUGAGGAAUUCAUGCAAUUUUGUUUUGAAAGAUUCGAAGUUGGAAUAUUGAGUUCUGCCCAAGUAAAAAAUGUGGAUGGUGUUUUGGAUUGUGUGAUGGGAAAGCUGAGAAGGCGACUGUCAUUUGUUUGGGAUCAACAUGAAUGUACCGACUCUGGGUUCAAGUCGCUAGAGGAUAAUCGCAAGCCUCUAUUUUUCAAAGAACUGGACAAAGUGUGGAGCUAUUUUAGCGGGAAAUACUCAGAAUCUGAUACACUUUUCAUUGAUGAUCAACCUUACAAGGGUCUAUUGAAUCCUCCUAACACAGGUAUCUUCUUGGAGUCAUAUGAUGCUGAGAAUGACAACGACAAAGAAUUAGAUCCAAAGCGAGAACUUGGGAAGUAUUUGGAUGGCCUUGCAGAUGCAAAAGAUGUGCAAAUUUAUGUGAAGGAAAACCCUUUUGGACAGCCUGCUGUUUCAUCUACUCAUCCUUAUUGGAAAUUCUACUCGAAUGUUCUUCGUAGGCUCCGAAAGCAGUACGAGCGUUGAGAGACUCGGCUUUCAUGUUUUAACAUCUGCUUUUUGUUUGCAGCACUUGAACUGAACAUGUUGUCUUUUGCUUCGUUCUGUGUGUUUGUCUAGCUGUUACUCUUGUUGCAAUAAAUCCAGUUGGAUAGUUCUAA
Molecule: messenger RNA, 1230 nt
Organism: Malus domestica (apple)
Lineage: Eukaryota; Viridiplantae; Streptophyta; Magnoliopsida; Rosales; Rosaceae
Source: RefSeq, a predicted model, not a curated record